Messenger RNA from Lasiodiplodia theobromae, 2034 nucleotides. RefSeq lists its product as uncharacterized. Lineage: Eukaryota; Fungi; Ascomycota; Dothideomycetes; Botryosphaeriales; Botryosphaeriaceae. The record is from RefSeq and is a predicted model, not a curated record. Gene Ontology annotation, molecular function: DNA binding; DNA-binding transcription factor activity, RNA polymerase II-specific; zinc ion binding. The transcript has 9 exons. Bases 1 to 2034 code for a protein of 677 amino acids. Gene Ontology annotation, biological process: DNA-templated transcription; regulation of DNA-templated transcription.
AUGUCUUCUGCAAAGCACCGCUCCCAUGCGAGGCCUACCGACCCUUACCGGAGGACUUCUCUCGCGUGCAAACGCUGCAGGGGCAGGAAGACGAAAUGUAGCGGCGAGUUCCCCCGGUGCCGGACCUGCGUCAACACCAAUAACGAAUGCAUCUACCUCGAGCACGAACGCAAAAUCUCCGUCCCAGAAUACUACCUCCGUGACUUGGAGACUCGCUUGAAGGCCUACGAGUCCGGCAACCCACCUACCAAUUCGCCUAUCCCUCCUUCGGUAGCCUCAGCGCCCACCUCUUCUACCAUUGAUGACGACGCUGCAACUGAUGGCUUUGAUGACAAUCCCCUCACCGAUGGAAUGACCCAUCUUGUCAUCACCCCUUCCGGCCAAAGACACUACCUCGGAAACUCAUCGUCAACAAGCUUCGGCCUCAGGCUGCGCAGCUUCUUCGAGACCUUCCGCCGCUUCGACCAGGACCUCUCGAUUGAAGUUCAGUAUCCCACCUACAAUCCAGCAGCCUGGCCAAAGCGACGACCAUCUGUCGCCGAAGUCCCCAAGCUGCCCCCGCGCGACUUUGCCAAAAGAUUAUAUCAGGCGCAAUACAGAUACAUCGGCACCAUCUUUUCCUUUGUUGAACCGCGUGUCUUCGACCAGAGACUCGAAAAGGUCUACAGUGGUACCCUGGAUCUGUCCGACAGGGAAGCAUGUCUUGAGUACUGCCAAGUUCUAGUCAUCCUUGCCUAUGGUCAGCUGUACAGCGUGAACCAGUGGGACGGACACGAUGGCCCACCCGGCUUCGAUUAUUUCAUGCAAGCAUUGCAGUUCUUACCCGAUACCCAUGAUGAAGGAUCCGUCUUGUUCGUCGAAGUCCUCUCCCUUGUCGGUUAUUUCAUGCAGAAUCUCAAUCGCCGCGAUGCUGCAUUCCUUUACAUCGGCCUCGCCCUCAGAAUGGCCAUUUCACUUGGCCUUCAUCAGGAGAUAGUCGACCCAGAUAUGGAUGAGGGGAUAAGAGAGCACCGGCGCCGCUUGUGGUGGUCGGUCUACUCCAUGGAUAGAAUACUGUGUGCCAAGUCCGGAAAUCCAAUUACCAUCCUUGAUGAAGAUAUCGGCGUAUUGCCGCCGUCGAGGUUACCGCACGAGCCUGAGGUCAGCUCUGCCACCGUUUUGCUCCACUACACAGAAUUGUCACGCAUUCUUGGUAAAAUCAUGAAGGGAAUCUACCGAAAGAGCCCAAAGACAGGCUCAAGCCUUGUCACCUCUGUUUACAACAUCAUGACCGAUCUGAACAAUUGGCGACGUGACCUCCCAAAGCCCCUCCAAUUCGACGCAUCUCGCCUGGACCGUGACAUCUCGCGCGAAUCCGUCUCAACGUUUUUACAUUACUAUCAAUGCAUAAACAUGACCGCUCGUCCUCUCCUCUUCCGAGUCGUCCAACGCCGGCUUGCAAACUUGACCACAGAGAAAGAGACGGACUGGCGUAGUGGCCUUUCUACCACGACCAUUGCAGUGAUUGAGGCUUGCGUGGCGGCAGCUCGAGACAGCACAACCAUGAUGCACGCGGCUGCCAAACAGAACCUUGUUGCUACCUACGGCUUCAUGGACGGCGAGCACAUAUUCAGCGCCGCGAUAGUGUUAGUGAUGGCCAACCUUGCCUUUCCCCACAACGACCGUGAUCACGUCGCCAUGGAAAAGGCUCUUGAUGUCCUUGGUGGCAUGGCCGAAAAAGGCAACGGUCACAUACGAGCGAGGCAUGAGCUGCUCAUCAAGUUGCGCGGAAUGACUGCGACGGAUCCCACACCAUUAGUGGCAGAAGUAACCAGUCAGACCAUAGAACCGCCAUCACUAGCCUUGGCAGCUGGAAGUGAAGGCGAGCUACCGCCCGAGGCAACGAUGCAGCCGUUUGAUAUCGACGCGGCCCUGCCUGGUAUGCAGUACACCGGCGAUGUGAAUCUAUGGGAGGAAGGUUAUGGCGACUGGGGCCCGGCUGUCGACUUUGAUUGGGGGGCUUGGACGGAAGCUGCCCAAGGAAGUGGUAGGUGA